Molecule: messenger RNA, 861 nt
Organism: Striga asiatica
Lineage: Eukaryota; Viridiplantae; Streptophyta; Magnoliopsida; Lamiales; Orobanchaceae
Source: the annotation of a GenBank genome assembly
AUGCCGUUAGAGCUAGAAGCACGGUCGGUCUGGCUCGAGAGCGAGGGCGAGGACACCCCAAAGGAAGAACGAAAUGGGGUGGGAAAGAAGAGCGGGAAAGUGGGCUUCUUUCAAAUGAUGGAUGGGUUCUAUCAUCUUUCACAGAAAUUCCUUUGUGCCGGAUCGAUCCUUUCUCUUCCCUCUCCUUCUACUGCUGUGAGUGCUGACUAUCUUCCGAAUGUUGCUGCCCUUCUGCUGCCGCCUAUGGUGCUGGCAACUGUUUGCUUCGAAAUAGUCUUGCUUGCGGUUCGUGACCUAAGCGACCACGGGUUUGAAUAUAGCUGUGAAAGGUAUGCCCAGAUAUGGGGGACUCGCGCCCACUUUCCUACGCCUCUUUGUCAUUCCUCCAUCCGAAAGAGAGUACAAGGACUAGAUUCGAAUGCCGGAUUUCCAGCAAUUACCGAGAUUUCCCGAUUUGCGCACUUCCAGGAUUUCCCUCGAUCUGAAAGCUCAGUGCCAGUACUGAAUUCACAAAUGAGAGACACCGGCACUUUGAUUACCGCGGAAGAAGGAACUCAAGGCCUUUCCUUCUCCUCGACUGGGAAUGCGCAAUUCGCCGAGUACAAUACAAGAUUGGAAGAUUGCCCGCCAGCCCAAAGGAACAAGUGCUUGGUUUUACCGAUGACUGCACACUUGACCGAUGACUCGAGUCCCUGCUCCUGCAAUGAAUUUCAAGUUCCUGAAAUGAGGAGUUCCACUUUGAAGUUUCACUUUUCGAAGGAAGAUGCUCGAGCUAAACUGACAACUCCGAGAUUACACCGGGUAAGUGAUCAUUCCUCCAUCCGAGACAAAGGAAGAAAAGACCUCUUAUCCUUCGAUUAA